Molecule: messenger RNA, 1133 nt
Organism: Suncus etruscus (white-toothed pygmy shrew)
Lineage: Eukaryota; Metazoa; Chordata; Mammalia; Eulipotyphla; Soricidae
Gene: NDP
Product: norrin cystine knot growth factor NDP
Exons: 3
Coding region: 397-786 (129 amino acids)
Biological process (GO): Wnt signaling pathway
Source: RefSeq, a predicted model, not a curated record
CUUUCCCUCCCUCCCUCCCUCCCUCUCUCCCUCUGUCGCUUAAACAACAGUCCUAACUUUUGUGUGAUGCAAAUAUAAAAGGCAAGCCAUGUGACAGAGAGACAGAAGAACAAAAGCAUUUGGAAGUAACAGGACCUCUUUCUAGCUCUCAGAAAAGUCUGAGAAGAAAGGAGCCCUGCGUUUUCCCCAAGCUGUGUAGCAGAUACUCUGAUGAUGGAUUGCAAUUGUAAGAAAUAAGACAAACGUCCGCAUACAAAGGACAAUGACAGCCAGAAAGCUUCACUUGGAUCCUGCCCUUUCCUUGAAAGGAACUGGAUCAUAGGAGGUGGAGCAUUUCCAGUUUUUAGUACUCUGCCUCCCUCUGCUGUUCUUCUUGAAAACUUUUUCCUUACAACAAUGAGAAAUCAUGUACUUGCUGCAUCCUUUUCUAUGCUCUCCCUGCUGGCACUAAUGGGAGAUACAGACAGCUCCUUGAUGUUGGAAACGGACCCUCGGCGAUGCAUGAGGCACCAUUAUGUUGAUUCAAUCAGUCACCCGUUGUACAAGUGUAGCUCAAAGAUGGUGCUCCUGGCUAAAUGUGAGGGACACUGCAGUCAGGCUUCACGCUCUGAGCCUAUGGUGUCCUUCAGCACUAUUCUCAAGCAGCCCUUCCGCUCUUCUUGUUACUGCUGCCGGCCCCAGACCUCCAAGCUGAAGGCAUUGCGGCUCCGCUGCUCAGGGGGCAUGCGACUCACAGCCACCUAUCGGUACAUCCUCUCCUGUCAUUGCGAGGAGUGCAGUUCUUGAGACUGGCUGUUGAGUGGUUUCUAGAUGGUGGUUCAAAACCCUCACCCCCUCGCCGAGGCAGUUCAAAGCAGCUAGAGAAAGACCGGCAAGAAAAGAGUUAAGGAGAGAACAAAAGCAAUUCCCAAGGGGAUUUUGCAUAUAUUAGUAAUAAAAAGCUCUACAGGCUUAACCUAGAGAGAGGAUCUGAAAACUUGUUUUUCAUUCCCAUCUUCAUUCCCUGGUAUAAUUUCUUUUGAUUCCUUUUCAGACCCAAGCAUUUCCCAUUUGGGGAUGAAUGCCGUUCAAGAAUCCCCACAAUUCAGCAUCAGUGAGAAGAGUAGUGAGGCUAUCACUGUUGGGUGCAGAGU